CUCUUGAUACUUAUUUACUGUUACGUUUAGGUAUUCCAAAAUGAAAAUACUUAGCUAAUUAAAUAAAAGUAUUGUAUGAAAAGUAAAUAAUCUUUGUGCCAUACACUUUCUAUAUUAAUCAGAAGGACGAAUCGUGUAUAAUUUAUAAUUUAAUUGAAGCUUGUGUAAUAUUGUAUUUAUUUACUUGUGUAAUAUUUUAUCAUAGAAUGUAUAACUCAAUUUAAAUUUUGAAGCAAUUAUUUGAGUAUAAUAAAAUUAAACUAAAAGUUAUGACUUCACUUCUCUUCUUAAAAUCUGUGUUGUUUGCUAAUGCAACUCAAAAGAAAAAAAAAGUAAACAAGGUUAUAUCAAAAAGAAAGAAAUCAUAUGAGAAUUGUCGAAUAUGCAAUAAAAUGAGGGCUGACAUUCCAAUUUUUGAUAAUUCUAAUAAAAUUAAUAUAUCCGAAGAAGUUGAGAAAAUAUCUGGUGUUAUGAUUAGUAAGUUUGAUGACCAUUCAAAACAUAUUUGUCAAAAUUGUUAUCAACUUUUAAAGAGCUGUAUUCUGUUUCGGGACAUGUGUCAAAAAAAUAAUAAGAGGCUUGAAGUUGAAGUGGCUAUUAAAACAGAGCAAAUAGCUUGUAAUGAAAAAGAAAGUUUUCCUACAACCUGUGAUGAAGAAGACGUCUAUAUACCGUCACCUACAAAUUCUGAUGAUGAAUUGGACCUUUGGCAAUGUUCUAUUUGCAACAAACAGUUUUUAAAUGCAAAAUUAUUUAAUUUACACGUCAGACAAUGUAAAAAUGUGAAUGGAGAGAAGAAAACAUUUUUAUGUGAUAUCUGUGGAAAAGUAACUAAGACUAAGGCAAAUCUUUUGAAUCACAAAAGCACACACGUCAACGUGUUCCCAUUUAAGUGUGAUGUUUGUCCGUAUAGAGGCAGGACGGUCGAUUUACUAAGAGUGCACAAACGCAGCCAUUUAAAAGAUAAGCCAUAUAAAUGUACUCAAUGCCCCAAAGCUACAACCACCUCUAGUAAUUUGGCCAAACACAUACAACAUGUCCAUAGUAAAAUUCGACCGCAUAAGUGUUCCUACUGUGAGAAAGCUUUUUCGACAAAACAUUGUAUGAACAAGCACAUUAAAGACAUACAUUUGAGACAAGGAACUGCAGAAUGCGAUAUUUGCUUUAAGAAGUUUAAUACUAACCUAUACGAAAAUGGUCGUGCUUCUUUUGGUCACAUCUGCAUCUGCCUUUGGCCCCAGAAUUAUCGAAAGCAAGAGGGAGUUAAUUAGUUAUACUACUACUACUUAUGUUUGACAAUGUUAACCUCCUUUAAUAAACCUCAAUACUAUCCCAAUAUUCAUAAAAACUAAGAACUUUUUGGUGUAUUUCUGUCAAAUGGUGUUGACGCUGCGAUAUACAGACAAACAGAAAGAAAGACUAUUACACAUAAUAAAAAUGCACACUUUAAAAGAAGUGAAGGCAGAAACAAAAAUGAUGUAGUUUUUAUGAAUAGAGGUUAUAAGCUAAAAAGCACGUUAAGCUAAAAAACGUUGAGUGAGAAUAAAUUAGCAUAUAUAUGUGUUAAAGUUAAUUUCAUAUCAUAUUAUUAUAUAUGUACUUAAUAUCAAGUGCGUUGACAUCUGAUAUUAUAAGGAAAUAUUAAAUAAUCUUUCUAAAGGAACGAAUAUGUGUAUAAGUAUAUUGUCCUUAUAGUAGUUCCGUUUUCAUUUUUUUUACACGUAAAUAUUUUGUUUUGCCUUUAUGUUACCUUAUCAAACGAAUGGUAUGUGCGUGUUACACGAAAAGUUUACGAUCAGAAUUCUUAAAUUGCACCGAAAAUUUGAGCUGUAUAAAGCGACUAAAAUCUUGGCAGGGAAGAAUAAAGAUCUAAAAUCAAAAGAUGGUCAGCUUAUCGUAACAUCAGAAAUGUUAAAAGCGGACUUGGCUACCACCGUCGACACGCUGAUUUGCAAAAGCUUUUAAUUGGCAAAAUCUGGAUCAGCGAGAAGCUUUCGGAGGACUGGAACAGUGGGCUUCUUAUAACUAUGCCCAAAAAAGGUGACCCAAGCCAAUUGAGCAAUUGGAGAGGUAUCAUCUUCCUCUUGGUUUGCAGAAUUAUCUUGGACAGGUUAUUUGGAGCCGUCGAGCUUCUCCUUAGGCCUUAGUUCCUACAUAGAACAAGCUGGCUCCCGGCCUAAGCUUCCGAUACGCUGAGAUGGAGCAGAAUAUGGUCGCGUCUCUCUGACAUUGGUAUCCCGCCAAAGUCAAUCAACCUAGUAAAGGCCAGCUAUAGGAACUAUUCUUGUAGAGUGACUCACGAUGGCCUUGUCUCAGACGAUAUUCGAGUGCACGCGGGCGUGCGACAAGGCUGCUUACUCUCGCCACUACUUUUCCUGGUUGUCCUCGACCGGAUUAUACAUCGCACACAUCAGAACCAGCGCUGCGGAAUACAGCGGGGAUUAACCAACAUUUUGCAAGAUUUGGAUUAUGCCGGUGACCUCUCUCAGAUAAGUCAGACGCACCGCGACAUGUAAUCUAAGUUAGAAGACACGAGGCUUGAUUUACGGGACUCAAAAUCGAAACCCGUAAAACGAAAGAAAUGCGUAUUAGAGUUAAGAACCUUGCCCCAUGCAGAUGGGCAUAGAGGACGUAGAGAGCGUUCAAAAAUUUGUUAACCUCGGAAGAGUCGUGUCUGAAACUGGAGAUACAGAAGAGGACAUUACUUCACGUGUUGCCAAGGCCCGAGCAACCUUCGCACAACUUCGGCAUGUAUGACAGUCACGGAUGUUGACGCGUCGAAACAACGUUAAAAAAAUAUUCGGGGAAAUAAAAUAUUAGUAGAGUAGAGUAAUAGGAAUUUUCUUAGACGGUGCAGAUUGUGUAUUGAGGUCACAGGGAGGAUUCUUUUUGAGCAUUUAUUGAAAAUGUUUUGUUUUAUUAAAACAGUAAUUUCAAACUGAUUUUUUCGAACUUUAAUAAGAAUUUGUUAAAAAAUAUAACUGCGGGGGUUGAGCUUAAGGACAAUUUUAUGCAGCUGAUUACCCGAUCUAAGCCCUAGUUGCGUUUGAUCCACGACUUUGUGGCCACUUUGUAUACAAUAGUCAUUAGAAUUAUUAAAUGUUGUUUUUUAUGUAUCGCACUUUUGUUGUUUUUAUAUUUACAACAUUAUGCCCUAUAAUAAUGAUGAUAG
Messenger RNA from Pieris brassicae (large cabbage white), 3172 nucleotides. Its product is annotated as zinc finger protein 62-like. Gene Ontology annotation, cellular component: chromosome; nucleus. Gene Ontology annotation, biological process: regulation of transcription by RNA polymerase II. The record is from RefSeq and is a predicted model, not a curated record. Bases 270 to 1271 code for a protein of 333 amino acids. The transcript is spliced from 8 exons. Gene Ontology annotation, molecular function: zinc ion binding; RNA polymerase II cis-regulatory region sequence-specific DNA binding; DNA-binding transcription factor activity, RNA polymerase II-specific. NCBI's taxonomy places the organism in Eukaryota, Metazoa, Arthropoda, Insecta, Lepidoptera, Pieridae.